AUGGCCGCUUCGAAGCGGCUUUGGAAAGAGUACAGAGAUAUCGUCAACCCUAGAACAGGACUUCAUCAAGUGAAGGUCGAGGUCGACGAUGACAACAUAUUUUUCUGGAAGGUUGUCCUCAUGGUGAUUGAUCCGGAAUCCAAUUAUUAUGGAGCAUGCUUCAAAGGCCAGUUAAAAUUUCCUGAGAACUACCCAUUUUCUCCUCCAAACUUCAAGUUCACUCCCGCCAUUUAUCAUCCAAAUGUUUACAGCGACGGAAGACUCUGCAUAUCAAUACUUCAUGAGCAUGGAAACGAACAGUCAGAUGAGCCGGAAAAUGAAACGUGGUCGCCUGCACAGUCUGUGGAGUCUGUCUUGCUUUCCAUUUUGUCUCUGUUGGAGGACCCUAAUAUAUCUAGUCCCGCCAACGUUGAUGCUGCCAUAGCGUUUAAGAAGCACAAAGAUGAAUAUAAGAAACGCAUUCACAACGAAGUCAACAGGUCCAAGUUAAAUAUGCCGGACGGAUUUAAAUUGCCUAUUUUGGCUGAUAUCAGGGCACCUCUUGAAGAGGAAGAGACUGUUGAUGAUGAGGAAUGGUGGGACGAGGAUAAUUAUUAUGAUGAUGAAGAUGAGGAAGAAGAGUUGGAAGAAGAGAUGAUUUCAGACAACAAUAACCUCUGA
Brettanomyces nanus is the source of this 660-nucleotide messenger RNA. RefSeq lists its product as uncharacterized. Gene Ontology annotation, biological process: protein polyubiquitination; proteasome-mediated ubiquitin-dependent protein catabolic process. The transcript has a single exon. The record is from RefSeq and is a predicted model, not a curated record. Bases 1 to 660 code for a protein of 219 amino acids. Lineage: Eukaryota; Fungi; Ascomycota; Pichiomycetes; Pichiales; Pichiaceae. Gene Ontology annotation, molecular function: ubiquitin conjugating enzyme activity.